Molecule: messenger RNA, 3566 nt
Organism: Macrosteles quadrilineatus (aster leafhopper)
Lineage: Eukaryota; Metazoa; Arthropoda; Insecta; Hemiptera; Cicadellidae
Product: two pore potassium channel protein sup-9-like
Exons: 5
Coding region: 262-1320 (352 amino acids)
Biological process (GO): stabilization of membrane potential; potassium ion transmembrane transport
Cellular component (GO): membrane
Molecular function (GO): potassium ion leak channel activity
Source: RefSeq, a predicted model, not a curated record
GGAAGUGGCGCUUGUGAAGUGGCCAAGUGUCUAGUGAAGUGUCGGUGAGGUGAAGUGGCCAACUGUGACUGAAGUGACACCGUCAUCACCACUGGCUACGUAUAGAUAGACCGGCCGUGGCGAGUUGUCGGGCAUGGGUGAUGGGGGAGAUGGCAGUAGUGGGAGGGUGCGAUCGUGAGCAUGGUGCGGGGAGCAUGGGGGUGGCCCCCGGCCCGAGCCUAGGCCUCCGAAACCCAGCCCCGACAUGGUGCUCCCCAAAGAAUGAAGAAGCAAAACGUCCGGACCUUGUCCUUGAUAGUUUGCACAUUCACGUACCUUCUUGUUGGAGCUGCUGUUUUUGACGCGUUGGAGUCUGAGACUGAGAAACGCCGGUGGGAAGCACUUGAAGCAAUCGAAAAGAUGAUUAUCAAGAAAUAUAACAUAUCGCCAGACGACUUCCGAGUGAUGGAGACUGUGGUACUGAAGGCUGAACCACACAAGGCGGGACAACAGUGGAAGUUCGCUGGUGCCUUCUACUACGCAACUACCGUGCUUACUACAAUAGGAUACGGACACUCGACGCCCAACACGGUGGGAGGCAAGCUGUUCACCAUGUGCUACGCCAUCGUCGGCAUCCCCCUGGGCCUGGUCAUGUUCCAGAGCAUCGGAGAACGGCUCAACAAGUUCUCGUCCGUGGUGAUCCGCAACGUCAAGAAGCUUCUACGCUGCAAGAACGUGGAAGCGUCCGAGUUGAACCUCAUCUGUGUGGUUAUGACACUAAGUAGCCUGACGAUAGCCGGGGGUGCGGCAGCCUUCAGUCGGUACGAAGGGUGGACUUACUUUGACUCUGUGUACUAUUGCUUCAUCACCCUGACUACCAUCGGGUUCGGCGACAUGGUCGCGUUACAAAAAGACAAUGCACUGGACAAAAAGCCAGAAUAUGUGGCCUUUGCGCUAAUUUUUAUUCUUUUUGGGUUGGCCAUCGUGGCCGCUUCGCUCAAUUUGCUCGUGUUGCGGUUUGUGACGAUGAACACUGAAGACGAACGCCGGGACGAGGCUGAGGCCCUGCAGGCGGCCCAGGGGGCAGUGCGCCUGGAGGGGGACGUGAUCACUGCCAACGGGUCCAUUCUCAGCGGGCAGAUAGGAGAGUCGAGCUCCCUGGACGAGACAGCGUCCGUGUGCAGUUGCAGCUGCGGGUGGCAGGGUCGUCAACACCACUACUCGGUGCGACGGUCGUCGACGCGGCACCAACAAGAGCUGCGACACCAACAGCCGCUGCUGCCACUGGCACCGCUGCGACCCCUCCCCCCCGCCAGCAGACUACACCGUGCCUCCAUCUGACUGGCCAUACACUCUCGUCGACUCAGUAAUUUAGGUUAGGUCGGAUGAACUUUUUAAAAUAAUAAUAAUAAUUAACUAAUAAUAUUUUUGACGCUUUAUACUAUUCUAAUAAGUUGGUGGCGGUUUGGUGUCGAGUGCCGGGGUGGUGUGUGUUAUGGUGUUGGCCGGUCGCGAUCCGUCCACGCAAACAUGGACCAAUUAAAAGACAAUAGUUUUAAUUAACAAGGUUGUGAGUUAGCUGUGUCGAUUAGUUUCGUUAAGAAACAUCAUUUUUUGUUCAUCUCGUGUUUAAAGUUUGGUUUUCAAUUUUAGUGGCAAAGGGAUAAAAAGGUAAUGUAGGAUGUGAGAUUUUCAUUUUAACUAGAAGAUUUACAAUUUUAUUUCUAACAAUCUGUUCUUAUACUAAAUCAUAGAAACAGCAAUACAAAUGAAUUGUAAGGAUGAAUAUUAAUCAAAAACGUUUCCAUAUACAAUUUGUUUUCAUGACCUUUGGACAUUUAUUUAAUAAACCAAUAUAAUUGAUUAGUAAACAAAUUUAACCUUACCACAAUCAAACAGCUAUUGGCAACCUGUAAAAAAAACAAGUGUGAAAGAAAGAGGUGUUAAGAAUUAAUAGUUUAACCUAACAUUCACUUAGCUAAACAUUAAACCAUAAUUUUUAAAAUAACAAUUAGGAAGUUUUUAAUAAAUCAAUGUGAAUCCUGAUGUAAUUUUACUACAUAAGGGACAAAAUAUUGCUUGUGUUAUGUGCUGGUGACUUGCAGGCAGAGGCCGCACCAUAGCAUGCACUGGAACCACCUGCACAAUUGCGUAACUUUGAUCUUAUUCAGUUUACAAUUCUAGGCAAUACGAUAGGCCUUAAUGCUUAGUGUGUAUAAUUUGAUUGUGUAUUGAUAUUUUUUUAAUUUUGAUCGCAAACUUAUAUCGAACUAUGUGCAACAUUCCGUUUUUACUAUUGUUCAUAACGAAUAAAUAAACUUAAAUAAAACCGUGUAAAUACAAUGUACAAAUUGAAAAUAUUACCAAAAUGUGAAUUCUAUUUUGUUAACGUAUGAAAUGUUUGUUGUUAAGAUUUUUAUGUGAGCGAGUGUUUACGUUUGAUUCCGUUUCGACCUUAUCUCCUCUGCGACCCACUCAGACUUUCUAAACAAAUCUAUCGGUGGACCACACAUAAGUCGAUUUUUCUACGUGAAUUGUGCAAAUAAUUUAGGUCGUACCGCUUUAGAUGUAAUUACGUGUCGGUUAGAGUGGUGUUCCUAAAUUAACUUGGUUGUAAAAUGGUUGCCUUUCGCAUGCAUAUGUUACUCUGUGGACUGAUAACAGCUUUUCUUCAUGUAUUUUUCAAGUUAUGUGACAACCGCAUACGUAUUCAUCCUCCAUCGAAACACAACUUGAGUUUCUGUAGAUGAAAUGCCACGAGACUUCCACAGUGAACUUCCAUUCGUUUUUCAAGUUAUCACUAGUAUUUAACUGAUAUGAGAAAAACAAGCCAAAUUUAAUGUUCUUCCUUUAUAAAAGCGCUAUAAUCAUGUAUGGUAUGGACUUUGAUACUAGCAUUUUUGAAUUGUUAGAAAGAUGUGCAGUGUAUAAUUCCUCAACAUUACACAUAUUUUGAUUUUCACACAUAUCAAGUGUGUAUUGCACGAUUGCUCUGACUGCUUGGCAAGAUAAACAAUAGAGAAGAGUUGUACUUGAAAAACAUUUUCAAAUACUCAUAAUUUUAAAUUUUUUAUUUCUUUAGAAGUACGCAAAUCCAACCGAAUAAUUUAUCGUGAUAAGGUUGAGGAACUAUAAUGUAUUGGAUUUUAUUAAAGAGUCUAAUUCAAGUUCUAUAGUUCGGCCGCUUAGAAAGCGACCUCCUCCAGCAUUGGUUUAGCAUUUAGCGCGCAGGUCAUUUUCUAAGCGGCCGAACUAUAGCUGCUUUUCAAAAUUGUAUCAGUCAUAUUGUAGGCAGAUUUACACUAUUUGUUUCUAGAUUUGUUUUUACUUUAACUUUAUCACAGAUUUUAUUGCAAUGUUGAGUUAUGUAUCAAAAUUUUGUCUUGGAAUGUUAGUGAAGUGUUGUUAAUGUACAUUCAGAUGAUUAUAGUGAGUAGAUUUGACUAAUUUAAAUCACUGUCAGAACUAACAUUUCCAGUUAAAUAUCACCACUUAAACUCUAUGCAAUUAAAAAACAUAGACUGUACAUAUAAAAACAAGUGAUAAAUUAAUUUUAAGCUAUUAUAUGUACAAUAAAAAAGAAACAU